CCCAGGUCCGUCCCUGGAGCGGAUACCGCGACGCCGGAAUUAACCCAAAGUUUUGCACAUAAUCGUUCCUUUCAAACCUUGCUUCCUCGAGCAGGGGCUUCACUUUUUCGGCUGUGAAACCGUCCUAUUAUCCCCUAGUUGGGCUGAGCCACAGCAAGCCGUGAAAAAUGGUGAAGUUCACUAUCGAGGAGAUCCGCGCGCUCAUGGACAAGAAGCACAACAUCCGCAACAUGAGUGUGAUUGCCCACGUCGACCACGGAAAAUCUACCCUCACUGAUUCGCUGGUGGCUGCCGCCGGUAUUAUGGCUAUUGAGCAGGCUGGAGACGCUCGUCUCACGGACACUCGCGCCGACGAGCAGGAGCGCGGUAUCACCAUUAAGUCGACCGGCAUUUCGCUCUACUACCAGAUGACCGAUGAGGACUUGAAGAACUUUACUGGCGAACGUGAGGGCAACGAUUACCUUGUUAACCUUAUUGAUUCCCCUGGCCACGUCGACUUCUCUUCGGAGGUGACGGCCGCAUUGCGCAUCACUGAUGGUGCCCUUGUGGUCGUGGACUGUGUUGAGGGUGUUUGUGUCCAGACUGAGACCGUGUUGCGUCAGGCCCUUGCGGAGCGAAUUCGCCCUGUCUUGACUGUCAACAAGAUGGACCGUUGUUUCCUGGAGCUUAUGCUGGAGGGCGAGGAGGCUUACACAACCUAUCUGCGGGUUAUUGAGAAUGCAAACGUGAUUAUGGCUACCUACCAGGAUGACGCCAUGGGCGAUAUCCAGGUGUACCCUGACAAGUCUACUGUUUCGUUCUCCGCGGGUCUGCACGGGUGGGCUUUCACUCUGACGACUUUCGCUCGCAUGUACGCCUCCAAGUUCGGUACUGAUGAGGCCCGUAUGAUUCAGAAGCUGUGGGGUGACAACUUCUUCGACCCGGCCACGAAAAAGUGGACGACUAAGCAGACCGAUUCUCCAUCCUGCAAGCGCGGUUUCGUCCAGUUUAUCUACGAGCCAAUUAAGACCAUUAUCGAUCUGGCUAUGAAGGACGCCAAGGAGAAGCUGUGGCCGAUGUUGGAGAAGCUAAACGUGAUUGGCCGCCUGAAGUCCGAGGAUAAGGAGCUAAGCGGCAAGCCGUUGAUGAAGCGCAUCAUGCAGUCAUGGCUGCCCGCCAAUGAGGCGCUCCUGGAGAUGAUCGUCUAUCACCUGCCUUCUCCCGCGAAGGCGCAGAAGUACCGCGUGGACGUACUGUAUGAGGGCCCGCUGGACGAUCUGUACGCCACUGCUAUUCGCAACUGCGACCCAACUGGGCCACUCAUGUGCUAUGUUUCGAAGAUGAUUCCCACCAACGAUAAGGGCCGCUUCUUUGCUUUCGGCCGUGUCUUUGCUGGCAAGGUCGCAACCGGUGCCAAGGUCCGCAUCAUGGGCGCCAACUACGUCCCGGGCGAGAAGAAGGACCUCUACAACAAGUCGGUGCAGCGCACGGUGCUGUGCAUGGGUCGCAAGCAGGAGGCUGUGGAGGACGUUCCGUGUGGUAACACAGUUGCCCUUGUCGGCCUGGACCAGUACAUUACGAAGACAGCCACUAUCACCAAGGAGGGCUGCGAGGACGCCUUCCCCAUGAAGGCCAUGAAGUUCAGCGUGUCGCCUGUCGUGCGUGUGGCUGUAGAGCCCAAGAACGCGGCUGACCUGCCCAAGCUGGUGGAGGGCCUUAAGCGUCUGGCCCGCUCAGACCCCAUGGUCCAGUGCAUUAUCGAGGAGACUGGCGAGCAUAUUAUUGCCGGUGCCGGUGAAUUGCAUUUGGAAAUUUGCCUCAAGGACUUGCAGGAUGACUUCAUGGGUGGUGCCGAGAUUAAGAUUUCGGAGCCCGUUGUGUCGUUCCGCGAGACCGUCACGGCACAGUCGGACCACACGGUUAUGUCCAAGUCGCCCAACAAACACAACCGUCUAUACAUCCAGGCCCGCCCCAUGGAGGAUGGCCUCCCAGAGGCUAUCGAGUCUGGCAAGGUUGGCCCACGUGAUGACCCCAAGAUUCGCUCGAAGAUCCUGUCGGAGGAAUACGGUUGGGACAAGGAAAUCGCCAAGAAGAUUUGGUGCUUCGCUCCCGAUACGAACGGUGCCAACAUGAUGGUGGAUGUCACCAAGGGUGUGCAGUACCUCAACGAGAUCAAGGAUUCUUGCGUUGCCGCCAUGCAGUGGGCGUGCAAGGAGGGUGUCCUUGCUGAGGAGAACAUGCGCGGUAUCGUGUUCGAGUUCAUGGAUGUGGUGCUUCACACGGACGCAAUUCACCGUGGCGGUGGUCAGAUCAUCCCGACCGCUCGUCGCGUCAUCUACGCCGCCGAGCUGGUGUCGCAGCCACGCCUCUGCGAGCCUGUGUACCUGGUCGAGAUCCAGGCGCCAGAGAAUGCGCUGGGUGGCAUUUAUUCUACCCUCAACACGAAGCGUGGUAUGGUCUUCGAGGAGGCGCAGCGCCCCGGAACUCCGAUGUACAACAUCAAGGCCUAUCUCCCCGUCGUGGAGUCCUUUGGCUUCACGUCGGUGCUGCGCGCCAACACCUCGGGCCAGGCUUUCCCGCAGUGCGUCUUCGACCACUGGGAUGUCAUGCCCAUGAACCCACUGGAGAAGGGCAACCAGGCCAACACCCUCGUCACGAAUAUCCGUACGCGCAAGGGUCUCAAGCCGGAGCCGGCGCCGCUGUCUGAAUACGAGGACAAGCUGUGAGGCGUCUCCUUGAUUUGUCGCAUUUCGGGAAGUUGUUGCGUUCGUUACCGGAUGUCGUACCGGGACGUUGCGCAAGGCCAAAGGCUGUACUCUCCUGGGGAUUAGUAACAGCUACACACCGGAACAUUGGGAUGUGUUAAUAUGGUCGCGCGUUUCGGGCGUUGUCCAGUUGGCUGAUGUGUGACAAUAUUCGGUGGUUGUCCACCGGCGCUGUGUUGUGACCAUUUGAUGGCAUCACACUUGCGCGGUAUUUGUGGCAGGGCUGUGGUUAUUGACUAGGGUAGCAUCUGACAGGUUGGCUUUUGAGUGUGCACCUGGAUUUGUGCAUAUGGAUGCCUUCGUGGAGUUUGACCCCGCACAACUUGCAUUGAAGUCCUAACCUACUGUUUCUUUUGUCUCGACGAUACAGCCGCCGAAUAUCUUGGCCAAUGACGAAGCGAUAGUGCAGGCGGUUGAGCUUUGAUGUUCGAGGCAACUGAAACCGUGCGAGGAGACGUUUUGGACUGUUCACAUUGCGUUUAGGGAGGACAGAUUGUUGGUCGAAAUGUGUAACGCCCGUUAUUGUGA
Volvox carteri f. nagariensis is the source of this 3272-nucleotide messenger RNA. It is a transcript of the gene efg2, whose product is annotated as elongation factor 2 (EF-2, EF-TU). Gene Ontology annotation, molecular function: GTP binding; ribosome binding; translation elongation factor activity. The transcript is spliced from 9 exons. NCBI's taxonomy places the organism in Eukaryota, Viridiplantae, Chlorophyta, Chlorophyceae, Chlamydomonadales, Volvocaceae. The record is from RefSeq and is a predicted model, not a curated record. Bases 168 to 2705 code for a protein of 845 amino acids. Gene Ontology annotation, cellular component: cytosol; ribonucleoprotein complex. Gene Ontology annotation, biological process: translational elongation.